AUGGGAGCGGAGUAUUUAGACGCAGGGGAACGAGCGGAACCAGCAGUAGAAGUUUCUGUGGAUGAGCGUCUGUCAGCAGAGCCAGCCGCUGAGGGGCGCACGCCAAUGACUCUGGAGCAGUACCGUGAAUGGAAGGCGAGGAAGGACCAAGAGGAAAGUGCAAGGAAAGAGGAGGCAGCCAGGAAAAGAGCAGAGGACAUAGCAGCGGGGCGAGUGCCUAUGAAUGGAAGAGAGCUGUUUAUCCAUGAGCCCUGGACGAGGGAGCAGGCGAUGGCAGAGUUCAAGAAGAACCCACAUGACGCCGAUAAUCUGACCAAGCUCGGCCGAACACUCGUGGAGCUGGCGCAAUUCAUUCAGGGGCAGGAGUCGAAUGAGAUGCUGGAUGAUGCUGUCUCGAAAUUUGACGAAGCUCUCAAGAUCGCCCCAUCUCGCCCGGACACGCUGUGGUGGCUCGGCAACGCGCACACCACGAGGGGCUUUCAGACACCUGACGCUACUCUUGCGAACGUCAGCUUUGAAAAGGCCUCCGACUGCUUCAGGAAGGCGCUGGAUGCGGACCCGAGCAACGACGCCUACCGCAAGUCACUGGAGAUCUCUCUGAAGGGCCCGGAGUUGCAUCAAGAGGUGCAGAAGCAGAUGGCACUACAGCAGGCGCUGGGAGCGGCAGUGCAUCCAUCGUCCAUGGAUGCUCCCAAGGUCCAGAAGAAAAAGAAGAGCAGCGAUCUGUGGUAUGACGUGGCAGGGUGGGUGAUUUUGAGUGUGGGUGUGGUAGCGUGGCUCAGCAUCCUCAGUGCGCGAGCGCCGCCCCCUGCCGCUGCCAAGUAA
Molecule: messenger RNA, 825 nt
Organism: Closterium sp. Naga37s-1
Lineage: Eukaryota; Viridiplantae; Streptophyta; Zygnematophyceae; Desmidiales; Closteriaceae
Source: the annotation of a GenBank genome assembly